AUGUAACUUCCAUGAGACCCCAAAACUGCCGAGGCACACAUUAUGUACCCCACGAUUCAUUGAAUGCCGCCAUUUCCCUCGCUGAUACGAAUAACCGAAUGGAAGUCACUCAACUUCUCAAAACCUCGGAUUGGCGUUCCACACCUAGGCCAACGCCCGUCGACGGCACAAGGGGGCGAUGGCGUCUAUGCUGGAGUUCCGGACCCCCGGAUUCAAUCCGUACGCGGUCAAAUACUCGCCCUACUACGAUUCGCGACUCGCCGUCGCCGCGUCGGCCAACUAUGGCAUCGUGGGCAACGGUCGACUCUUCGUGCUUGGCCUGGGUCCAGGGGGCAUUCAAGCCGAGAAGACCUUCGACACAAACGAUGCUCUCUACGACCUUGCCUGGUCCGAGAUUAACGAGAACCAGCUCAUUGUUGCCGGCGGUGAUGGUUCGCUCAAGCUGUUUGACAUAACAACACCCGACGAAUUCCCCGUCAUGAACUUCCACGAGCACAAGCGGGAGGCCUUCUCCGUGUGUUGGAACCCAAUCGCCAAGGAUACCUUCAUCUCCAGUUCCUGGGACGGGACCGUCAAAAUCUGGUCUCCGUCUCGCCCAUCAUCCCUCAAAACCCUCCCAAUCGGCAAUUGCGCCUACUCAGCCUGCUUCUCCCCCACCAACCCGAGCAUCAUCUCGUGCGUCUCGUCCGACUCACACCUCCGCAUCUUCGACCUGCGCACCCCGGUCUCGGCCAAGUACCACCUCGUCUCGCUCAUCCCGGUGCACGGGGUCCCCGAGCCACAACAACCACCGCCGGUGCUCUCUAACGGCGAGCGGUUCCUGUCGCAGCCCUCCGAGGUCCUGACGCACGACUGGAACAAGUACCGCGACACGGUGGUGGCGACGGGCGGCGUCGACCGACACGUGCGCGUGCUGGACGUGCGCAACCCGCGCGGCGGGCCCCUCUCGGUCCUACUGGGCCACGAGUACGCGGUGCGCCGGCUCGCCUGGAGCCCCAACGCCAGCGACGUCUUGGCCAGCGCCAGCUACGACAUGACGGUGCGAGUGUGGUCCGACGGCCUGAUGAUGCCGAAUGCGCCUCCUCCGCCGCUGCCGGAACAGAAACCGCCCGUCAUCGCCAUGGGCACUCAGCUCGGCGUCAUGAACCGUCACUCCGAGUUCGCCACGGGCGUCGAUUGGUGUCUGUUUGGCACGGGCGGCUGGCUCGCCUCGGCCGGCUGGGACCAGCGGGUACUGGUUUGGGAUGCGCAUACCUUGCUGCGUGGCUGA
Molecule: messenger RNA, 1270 nt
Organism: Canariomyces notabilis
Lineage: Eukaryota; Fungi; Ascomycota; Sordariomycetes; Sordariales; Chaetomiaceae
Product: WD40 repeat-like protein
Exons: 2
Coding region: 179-1270 (363 amino acids)
Biological process (GO): protein import into peroxisome matrix
Cellular component (GO): peroxisomal matrix; cytosol
Molecular function (GO): protein binding
Source: RefSeq, a predicted model, not a curated record